CACACUUAAAAUAAGUGACGCUGACAUAUUACAAGUGCUACUUGUUUAAUUCUUUUGUUAAUUCGUGCACUCAAUACCUAUGUUAAUUUUACCUUAACUUGGAAGUCUAUUUCUCUCUGUAUUUAGUUUUGUCUUAUUUUUUUUAUAUAUGAAUUUAUAGUUGCGUAUAUGUUGUGGGAGGCUGGAGAGGAGGUGUCGAACAGCGAAAUGGAAAAUGAUGACAAUGUUUGCUUAUCGAAGACAGCAGCCGGAGGAAGAGGAGUAAAUGUAUUCAGUUGUAGUAGUAGUGGUAAUGAUCAAUCGUCUGUCGAUCAUCUUGUUGUCAUGGUUAACGGUAUACUAGGGAGUUCUACAGAUUGGAAGUUUGCUUCUGAGCAAUUUGUCAAAACAUUUCCAGAUGAAGUAUUUGUUCACCGAAGUGAACGAAAUGCAGCUACACAAACAUUAGAUGGUGUAGAUGUAAUGGGUGAGCGAUUGUCACACGAGGUCACUGAAGUUAUAAAGCAAAAGCCAAGUCUUCGUAAGAUUUCUUUUGUUGCACAUUCUGUGGGAGGUUUAGUGGCUAGAUAUGCAAUUGGAAGAUUGUAUAGGCCUCCUGAGGAAAAAUCUGAUGAUAUAGACUAUGAAGAAUCGACGGCCACAAUUGGUGGUUUGGUUCCAAUUAACUUUAUUACCGUUGCGACACCUCAUCUUGGUUCAAGGGGAAACAAACAAGUCCCAAUUCUAUUUGGUGUAUCCGCAUUUGAAAAGGCUGCUGUUCUUGUAAUUCAUUGGAUAUUUGGAAGAACUGGUCGCCAUCUUUUUCUUACGGAUGAUGAUGGAGGAAAGCCUCCCCUGCUUAAACGCAUGUUGGAAGAUUCCGGUGAUUGUCAGUUCAUGUCAGCACUUCAUUCAUUUCAUCGGAGGGUGGCAUAUUCUAAUGCUUGCUGCGACCAUAUAGUAGGCUGGAGAACAUCAUCAAUUAGGCGUAACACAGAGCUGCCAAAGUGGCAGAACUCCAGAAAUGAGAGAUAUCCUCAUAUUGUAUAUGAAGAACGCUGCAAGGCAUAUGAUGUCCAACAAGUUUUGACCAAUGGUGAUUUUGUUAAUGACUUGGAAGAAGAACUGGUGACUGGCCUUUCUCGUGUACCAUGGGAAAAAGUAGACGUCAGUUUUCACGAUAGUAUACUGAGGAUUGCUGCUCAUGGUGUUAUUCAGGUUGGUGUAGAUGUUAUUCAACAUAUGAUUGAUCAUUUUUGCAUUUGAAGUACCGGUCAUCACAUAUCGAAUAUUUGUCAUAUACUUGAUGAAGAAAGCAAAGGAAUAAUAAGAUAAAUCCUCCAACUGAAGUUAAAAUAUGUCAAAAAAAAAAAAAAGCGUACCCGACAUAAGCAGUGAUCAGUCUUGUUGCAAUAUCUACGAUCUACCCGAAAUGUCUAAUGUUAUAAACUAUACUAGUAUUAAUCUAUGAAUUUCAACAAAUUUUCCA
Erigeron canadensis is the source of this 1468-nucleotide messenger RNA. RefSeq names its product putative lipase ROG1. The record is from RefSeq and is a predicted model, not a curated record. The transcript is spliced from 9 exons. Bases 169 to 1245 code for a protein of 358 amino acids. Lineage: Eukaryota; Viridiplantae; Streptophyta; Magnoliopsida; Asterales; Asteraceae.